CCAGCGAGCCCAGGCAAUACAAUAGGCUUCUUGUGUGUGGAUGUGUGUGCUUGCUGGGAGGCUGAAGACACGAAGGGAAGGCUCGGACGGGUUAUCCGGAUACACCGGGCACUGACAGGCCAACCGCCCAGCCCCUCAACCGCCUCAAGACUGAACCUAGUGCGACUUGCACCGGGCUGCAGUGGAGGGACCAACCCCAGAGAAGGAUGCGUCAAGAUGAAGCGACAUAGGCAUCUCAGCAGCAGCGACAGUUCAGACAAUGAGAGUCCUUCAACAUCAUUCUCCUCCUGCUUCCAAUACAAGGGCAAAUCCAAAAAUGCUGGAGAUGAAGCAAAGCAAUCCUCUGAGGUGUUCCGGAAAGAUCUUAUUAGUGCCAUGAAGAUUCCAGACUCUCAGCACGUGAACGUGGAGGAGUACUAUCUCUUUACGGAUACAUGGAAGCAGGAGUGGGAGAAGGGUGUCCAAGUACCUGCCAAUCCAGAUACCAUACCUCAGCCUUCACUCAGGGUCAUAGCAGAAAAGGUGAAGGAGGUACUGUAUUCACGACCACGAAAGUACAUUCACUGCUCCAGCCAGGAGCCAUCGGAGCCUGGGUACAUCAACAUCUUGGAGCUGGCCGAGACCAUGUGUAGAUAUGACUUGGAUGACAUGGACCUCUUCUGGUUGCAGGAAUUUAAUCUCGAGCUUGCUGACAUGGGAUGCUCUCCUGUCGAUGAGUACACCAUGGAGAAAACACUGGAAGUACUGGAACGCCAGUGCCAUGAAAAUAUGAACCAUGCCAUAGAGACAGAAGAGGGCCUGGGCAUAGAGUAUGACGAAGAUGUUAUAUGUGAUGUGUGUCGCUCCCCAGACAGCGAGGAAGGCAAUGACAUGGUGUUUUGUGACAGGUGCAACAUUUGUGUACACCAGGCAUGUUAUGGGAUCCUGAAAGUCCCGGAAGGUAGCUGGUUAUGCCGCACUUGUGUUUUGGGGAUCCACCCUCAGUGCAUCCUGUGUCCCAAAAGAGGGGGUGCUAUGAAAGCUACAAGGACAGGGACUAAAUGGGCCCACGUGAGCUGUGCUCUCUGGAUACCAGAGGUCAGUAUUGCCUGUCCUGAAAGAAUGGAACCAAUUACAAAGAUUUCUCACAUUCCGCCAAGUCGGUGGGCCCUAGUAUGCAGUCUCUGCAAACUGAAGACGGGAGCCUGCAUUCAGUGCUCUGUUAAAAGCUGUAUCACAGCCUUUCAUGUCACGUGUGCCUUUGAGCACAGCCUUGAAAUGAAGACUAUUUUAGACGAGGGGGAUGAAGUCAAGUUUAAAUCCUACUGCCUGAAGCACAGCCGGAACAAGCACAACUCUGCGUUGGAGCAAGAAGAGUCUCAGACCAGGCCGACUGAAAGCGAGAAAACCAGCUUACGUGCUCAGAAAUUAAAAGAACUGGAGGAGGAUUUUUACACGUUGGUGAAAGUGGAGGAUGUAGCAGCAGAAUUGGGCCUCCCCAAGUUCACUGUGGACUUUAUUUAUUCUUUCUGGAAGCUGAAACGAAAAAGCAAUUUUAACAAACCUUUGCUGCCGCCAAAAGAAGAGGAGCAGAAUGGUUUGAUUCAGCCCAAGGAAGACAGCAUUCAUACCCGGAUGAGGAUGUUCAUGCAUCUGAGGCAAGACUUAGAGAGAGUAAGGAACUUGUGCUACAUGGUCAACAGGAGAGAGAAACUCAAAUUGUCCCACAGCAAGAUCCAUGAGCAGAUCUUCAACUUACAAGUACAGCUGGUCAACCAGGAGAUGGCAGCAGGACAACCAUUAUCAAGUGCACCGGAAAACACGCUGUUCUACCCUCCUCCCAGGAUCACUUUAAAACUGAAAAUGCCAAAAUCUACAGCAAGCGAUUGCAAAAAUAGUUCCGUGAAAACUGGAAAUCGAAUGAGUCCACCUGACAAAAACAGCAGCUCUCGGUAUGUUCGCAGGAGUGAUCCUCAAAUUGAAUCUACUGACCUUCUCAAUAAACACUGCUCCAGGUAUGCCUCUGGACAAAGGAAUAAUGGGAUGUUAGUCACUUGUUCACGGAAGGAGACUCAAGAAACUGGGUGCCAACAGACUUCAAGGUUUAACACAUCAGGGAAACCUUUGUCACUCCAAGCAGUCAUCCAUGGGCAGUCUUCAAACGGCAGUGGAAAGGUGCAACACCCAAAUCCAAGGAUUACUAAAUCUAACGGCGUGUUGAACUCUAGUGGGGACAAAAUUCAGAAGGAUAGCUCCAGCAAAACCUUUCAUGAGCAUGACUGUUCGCUGACAAGCAAUUUGGCCAGUCAGAGCAGUUUAUGCAAAUCCGCCAUGGAACACUUCAGCAGGUCCUUUAAAGAAGCGACAAAUAACUUGGUGAGGACAACAGAAGACCUGCGAAGUUGUGAUAAGCCCCAGAGGAGACAGUCUACAAAAGAGCGUUUUUGGGGCAAACAAGCACUUGAUUGUCAGACCUCUGGGACUCCUUACCAGGACAAUGAUGGCUACUGCCCUGACCUAGAGCUAAGUGACUCUGAAGCUGAAAGCGAUGAGAACAAGGACCAUAUACGGCCAAGGAGGAGUAGCUCAAGUCGGGAAAGUCCUAAUAGAGACACAAGUCGGAAUAGUCGCAGUAGAAGCAGAAAGAACAUGACUCCUCACAGUUCAGUGCAAAGGUGAUACACAUCCUUUGCUUCAGCUAAACAACUUGUUUGUGCUUGUUUUUAUUUAAAUGCCAAAAAGGGAUCAAAGUGAAAGGAAAAACGUGUUUGAGAUGGGCUUGAAUACAACUGGGUGCUUAUUAAAGAGUUUGUAUGAAUUAUAAAUAUAAUGAGUAAAAGGCAAAAGAAAAUGCACAGGCUAGACCCAAGUGAGAGCAAUCUUUUUAAGUAAAGUUGUAUUUUAUUUUUCUAUUGUGAAAUUUAUACAGCAAUCUUAAAUAAACUAACGGGCAGUGGAGUUAUUGGCACACGAUUGUGUGUCCGAUGGUUGUGUAAUGCAUGUCGGUGAGUUGCACAUCCCUCAGGCAUGCGAUGACUUAAAUUCCUGUUUCAUAUCAUUCGUCAAAUGAGCCACAGAAAAACAA
Messenger RNA from Spea bombifrons (plains spadefoot toad), 3064 nucleotides. It is a transcript of the gene JADE3, whose product is annotated as jade family PHD finger 3. The record is from RefSeq and is a predicted model, not a curated record. Bases 217 to 2658 code for a protein of 813 amino acids. The transcript has 11 exons. Gene Ontology annotation, biological process: regulation of transcription by RNA polymerase II. NCBI's taxonomy places the organism in Eukaryota, Metazoa, Chordata, Amphibia, Anura, Pelobatidae. Gene Ontology annotation, cellular component: histone acetyltransferase complex.